AGAUUGUACAUUAGAGCCAUGUAGAUGGCUCUGGAGUACAUGAAAUCCCAAGUGCCCUUACCAAUAUGGCUACGGGGUUGUGGAGCCGGCGAAUGGAGGAGGAUAUGAACACGCACACCUCUUCCGGACACGUUGCGUUGCAUCAGAAUCUGAUCACAGACAUGGCAGAUUCAGGAGAGUCGGCAAAGGGGAAGAGGGCCCAGCCCCCGUGGUCACCACCAGCUGGAACAGACCCACCUAAACUCCGCCUCUAUAACAGUCUUACUCGAACAAAGGAGCCAUUUGUUCCACAGAAUGGGAAGAAGGUGCUGUGGUACUGCUGCGGACCUACGGUGUAUGACGCCUCUCACAUGGGCCAUGCCAGAUCUUACAUCUCCUUUGACAUCCUCCGAAGGAUACUGACGAAUUAUUUCAAAUAUGAUGUCCUCUACUGCAUGAACAUCACAGACAUUGAUGACAAAAUCAUCAAACGAGCUCGACAGAACUAUCUGCUGGAGCAGUACAAAGAGAAGAAGCCAGGUCCCUCCCAGAUUCUGCUGGACGUACUGACUGCAAGAAUGCCCUUUCAGGCCAAGCUUGCAGAGACAACAGACCCUGACAAAAAGCAGAUGAUGGAGCGAUUGGAUGUAGCAGUGACCAUGGCUGUGGGCCCCCUACAGGCAGCAGUGCAGAGCAGAGCCACAGACACUGUCUUACAGAGCCAGGCUCAGGUGUUACUAGAAGAGGCCAAGGAUCUGUUGUCUGAUUGGCUAGAUUCUCAGUUUGGCAGUCAGGUCACAGAAAACUCCAUCUUUUCCCUUCUGCCAAAGUAUUGGGAAGGAGAAUACCACAAGGAUAUGGAUGCCCUAAAUGUUCUUCCCCCUGACGUUCUCACCCGAGUGAGUGAGUACAUGCCUGAGAUUGUGGACUUCGUGAAGAAGAUCAUAGACAACGGUUAUGGGUAUGUGUCCAGUGGUUCAGUAUAUUUUGACACGACCAAGUUUGAUGCUAGUGACAAGCACUCAUAUGCGAAGCUGGUCCCAGAGGCUGUGGGGGACCAGAAGGCCCUGCAGGAAGGAGAGGGAGACCUGAGCAUCUCAGCAGACAGGCUGAGUGAGAAGAGAUCUCAGAAUGACUUCGCGCUGUGGAAGGCCUCCAAACCUGGAGAACCCUCUUGGGACUCCCCCUGGGGAAAGGGACGGCCGGGCUGGCACAUUGAGUGCUCUGCAAUGGCUGGCUCCAUAUUGGGGAAGUCAAUGGACAUCCAUGGGGGAGGUUUUGACCUGCGGUUCCCCCAUCACGACAACGAGUUAGCACAGUCUGAGGCCUUCUUUGAGAAUGACCACUGGGUCCGCUACUUCCUGCACACCGGUCACCUGACCAUCGCUGGUUGCAAGAUGUCCAAAUCCCUGAAGAACUUCAUCACCAUCAAGGAUGCCCUGGCAAAACACUCAGCCCGCCAGCUGCGUCUCGCCUUCCUCAUGCACUCUUGGAAGGACACGCUGGACUACUCCAACAACACCAUGGAGUCGGCCAUCCAGUAUGAGAGGUUCAUGAAUGAGUUCUUCCUCAAUGUCAAGGAUAUCCUGAGGACACCAACAGACAUCACUGGCCAGUUUGAGAAGUGGGAGGCAGCAGAGAUUGAGCUGAACCAGAGUUUCUACAAGCAAAAGGCUGCUGUGCAUGAGGCGCUGUGCGACAACAUCGAUACAAGGACGGCACUGGAUGAGAUGCGAGCAUUGGUUGGCCAGAGUAACACCUACAUCGCUGGCAGGAAGAGCACCAAGCUGUUGCCCAAUCGCAUGCUGCUGAAAAGCAUUGCUGUCUACCUCACAGAUAUUCUCAAGACAUUCGGAGCGAUAGAGGGAGCUGAGCCUAUCGGAUUCCCUGUGGUAGGAAACGGGCAAAGCGUGGAUCUGGAGAGCACUGUGAUGCCCUACUUGAAGGUGCUGGCAGACUUCAGGGAAGGCGUCCGGAAAAUUUCCAGAGAGCAGAAAGUAACAGAAGUCCUGCAGCUGUGUGACGCAGUCCGUGAUGACAUCUUGCCAGAGCUGGGCGUGCGCCUGGAGGACCAUGAAGGCCUUCCCACAGUGGUCAAGCUGGUGGACAGAGAGACUCUGCUGAAGGAGAAGGAGGAGAAGAAGAAGUUGGAGGAGGAGAAGCAAAAGAAGAAGGAGGAAGCAGCACGAAAGAAGGAAGAGCAGGAAGCGGCUAAGCUGGCAAAGAUGAAGAUUCCACCCUGUGAGAUGUUCCGCUUGGAAACAGACAAGUAUUCCAGAUUUGAUGAAAAUGGUUUUCCUACACAUGACCUGGAGGGAAAGGAAAUCAGCAAAGGACAGACCAAGAAGCUCCGCAAGCUGUACGAGGCUCAGGAAAAGCUGCACAAGGCAUACCUCGAGAUGGGCCAGAAUGGUAGCUGAGGCUGCUGGGAGAUGAUCCUGGCCACUGAUCCCCUCUCCUGCCCGUCCCCCAGGCAACCCUGCGUUCCGCCCACAGCGUCAGUCCGUCCAAAAUGCGGUCGGUGGAUCCCCACAUGCCCCAGUAGUGGACCUCGGACUGAGCUUGGUAUUUGUGGUACUCCUUCCCACAGGGUCUGUUUUUAAAUGAUAUCAUCCCCCUUUAUUUUGCUGUAAAAAUUGUGAUGAUGUGAAUUGCAUAGUUGUCAGAGUUGUCAGUAUCUUAGGAGAUGUUUUCUAGCAUUAAAAAAAAUGCAGACGUUCAACCACUACUGACAUAUUUUUUUCCCACAUUCAUUUUUCUAAAUGCCAUCUGGGUUGUGACCUCUGAGAGAUAAGACUGUCAAAUGGUCCCAUGCAGUCAGCAAACGGAGCAGGAGGGAGACAUUUAGUGACUGGUGGGGUUGGUGUUCUGGGUACAUAUCCGGACAUCCAAAAAGGGAAAAACAAUUGUAUUUGCUCAGCCAAUCCAUUAUUUUGUAAUACAAUAAUUUAAAGGUUUAAAUAAACUGACUAUUUUGUG
Messenger RNA from Megalops cyprinoides (Indo-Pacific tarpon), 2958 nucleotides. RefSeq names its product cysteine--tRNA ligase, cytoplasmic-like. NCBI's taxonomy places the organism in Eukaryota, Metazoa, Chordata, Actinopteri, Elopiformes, Megalopidae. The record is from RefSeq and is a predicted model, not a curated record. The coding region runs from base 66 to 2399 and encodes 777 amino acids. The transcript is spliced from 23 exons. Gene Ontology annotation, molecular function: cysteine-tRNA ligase activity; ATP binding. Gene Ontology annotation, cellular component: cytoplasm. Gene Ontology annotation, biological process: cysteinyl-tRNA aminoacylation.